AUGGAAAGUCGGUCGCAGAUGACUAGUGUAAUAUUACGUGGUAAACGUAAAUCUGAUUGCUCCUAUUGUCACUCAUCUUCGACUAAAAGUUCUUAUGGAAUUGUAUCACCGAAUAUGCUUGUUGAUGAUUAUCAAUUGUUAAUGGAUCGAGGAUGGAGAAAAUGUGGCACAUAUUAUUACAAAGCACUUAUGAAUAAAACAUGUUGUCCACUUUAUACAAUUCGGUGUGAUGCCAAUUAUUUUCAAUCAACUCGUUCUCAACGACGUGUUGUGCAUGAUUUGAAUAAUUUCAUUAAUAAUAAUAUAAAACCAACGAAAAAUAUAUCGACAGCCAAUGAUGAAUCAGUGAGUGUAGCAUCAAAUUCGGUUGUCGAUAAUAAUAAAAACUUGAAAUCAAUACGUUCAAAACGUGUACGUAGUAAAACAGCUCCACAACAAAACAUUGAAACAAAUCGUAUUACAAACAAUAGUAAUAACAAUAACGCUCCCGACGAUUUAUUAAAACAUUUACGUGCAAGACAAAAACGUUGGUAUAGAAAAUUAGAAAAAUUAAAAGGACAAGGAAAAUUAAAUUCACAAACUGAUAUUCGAGGUUAUAUAAAGCGUUAUAAACGUAUGAAAUCAAAUCAGUUAACAUUAGAAGAGAUGUUACAAUUUGACCAGAAUCCAGUUAAUAAACUGGAGUUAAAAUUGGUUCGUUCCUAUCCACCUAGUGAUGAUUUUACUCGUACAUUUACUGAUUCACAUCGUGUCUAUAAAAAAUAUCAAAUGGCGAUUCAUGGUGAUUCUGAAUUUGAAUGUACAUCAUCACAAUUUAGACGUUUUUUAUGUGAAUCAUCGUUACAACCCGAAUGUGACCGUCUACCGAAAGAAUCAACACCAUCAACCGUGGGUUAUGGAUGUUAUCAUUUACAAUAUUAUUUGAAUAAUCAAUUGAUUGCAUGUGGUGUAAUCGAUAUUUUACCUAAUAGUAUAUCAUCUGUCUAUUUUUAUUAUGAUCCAGAUUAUUCAUUUCUUAAAUUAGGUGUUUAUUCAGCAUUAAGGUUGAAAUAUCAACAAAUAAAGGGUCAAUAUAAACCAUCUUAUUUGCUUUGUCCAGAAACUUAUACAUGGCAUCCUAUAGAAAAGUGUAUUCCAUUACUUAAUCAAAAUAAAUAUCAACGUUUUGAAAAUGAUUUAACAAAAGUUGAUGAGAAUGAGGAACGAAAUUUGGAAAACUUAAAGUUACGUUUUGAUAAUCAAUUAUUAACACUUCCUCAAUUACAAGCAUUAAAUGAAGAUUAUUUUUGUUAUUUGAUUGAUCGUCUACAAUUAUUUGCAAAAUAUGUGGGAAAAAUAUGUGCUGAACGAAUAUAUAUUGAUCUACGUUAA
This is a messenger RNA of Didymodactylos carnosus, 1371 nucleotides long. The record is from the annotation of a GenBank genome assembly. NCBI's taxonomy places the organism in Eukaryota, Metazoa, Rotifera, Eurotatoria, Philodinida, Philodinidae.